AUGUCUAUUUCUACGCUAAGUAGCUCUGAUAAGUCAAAGUUUUCUUCCUACAAAGAAAAACUGAGGUCCCUUUCUAUCAGUAAACAAGGAAAGCAGCAACCCGAAGAAUCAAAACAACCUAUUGAUUUUGACCCUGAUGCUAUCAUUGAUGACUUCUAUGCAGAUAAUAACGUCCCAGAAACAAAGUCAGAUACAGAGGUCAAUGGUGUCUAUUUGCACUAUAAGGACCGGCCAUUUCGCAUUAAGUUUACUCGAACAGAUAAAAAGGAUGAGCUUACAGUUGGACGACUUAAAUUGAUUGCUUCCAUGCUGCUCACUCCUGAGCUCAUUGACUCUAAGAUUGAGGAACUAAAGCCUAUUCGCAAGUACCAUAAAAAAAGCCAACUUAAAACAGUUAUCUCAACUGACUCUCUCCGCAACUGCUACAAGGACGAAUCUAUCCAACCUCUUGACAUUUAUUGCUUUGACCUAGCUCUCUAUGAAAAACAAUUAAUUGAUAACAAUCGAUCACUAGUUUCUUAUGGGGUUUACACUCCAAGUCACAUUUUUGUAACAGUUCGCGAGGAGGUUAAACUCCCUGGUAUGCGCGGCUUCAAAGCAAAAGUUUCGUCAAAACUAAACGGUGCUCCUGCUGAACGCAAACUUAGUACGAGCAGCACCCCUAAUUCUGUUCGCAGACCAAGUGCUGCUGUUCCUGAUCAAGCCCGCACUUUAUCUACUGCCAAUAAAAGUGCAUCUGUGACCUUGGAUUCUGUACCAAAAACUGUACCUGUAGCCGCUGCUGCAUCUACUACUGCUACUGCCAGUGCUGUGACAACUUCUGAUAACACUGAAGAAUCUAAAACAACAGAACCCGAACUAGAAAAAUCAUCUGACGAAGUAAAUGAAAUAACGGAACAAGAUGAAGCCGAUGCCAUUUUAGAAAAUGAAACAUCAGUAGCGUUAAAUGAUAACGUUGAAAAUGAAAUAUACGAGGAGAGACAAGAAAAUGAAGAUAAUACUGAUGACAAAGAUAAAGCUGAACCUGAAGAUGGCCUUAAUGAUGAAGUUUCACCGAAAGAAGAUAUUGAUAAAGAAACCGAUACUGAAAAUGGCGAAGCUUUUGAACCAAUUGAUGAAGUGAAAGAAAAAGGUACCGAGAAACAUUUGGAAAAUGCUGAAGAAAAGCUAGGACUUAAUGGAGAAGUAACUAAACUAAAUGGAACAUCUAAGAAAUCUACUUUUGGACCACGCAAAGAGAUUGACGACAUUUUGGCUGACGUUGAAAAGGACAUUGUUCCUGAGCUAAACGAGUUUAUUUCAAAUGUUCCAAAAGACGAAGACGAUAGAAUCCAUAACCACCUCGCCAUCUAUGAAAAUCUUCUUGACAAGAUUUCACUUUUGAAGGCUGUUGAUAUUUUGUCAGAAUUGGAAGAUGCGGAAUUACCCAGUGGAGAAGUGCCUUUGUCUGAAAAGCGCCGUCUUGCAAUCAAAACCAUUUAUCAGUACCUAGCCAAAACUAACAAGGCACUUCACGAUAGCGAAUUUUAA
This is a messenger RNA of Magnusiomyces paraingens, 1530 nucleotides long. RefSeq lists its product as uncharacterized. The record is from RefSeq and is a predicted model, not a curated record. Lineage: Eukaryota; Fungi; Ascomycota; Dipodascomycetes; Dipodascales; Dipodascaceae. The coding region runs from base 1 to 1530 and encodes 509 amino acids. The transcript has a single exon.